This is a messenger RNA of Halteromyces radiatus, 1478 nucleotides long. Its product is annotated as Alpha/Beta hydrolase protein. The coding region runs from base 69 to 1400 and encodes 443 amino acids. The transcript is spliced from 8 exons. The record is from RefSeq and is a predicted model, not a curated record. NCBI's taxonomy places the organism in Eukaryota, Fungi, Mucoromycota, Mucoromycetes, Mucorales, Cunninghamellaceae.
UUUUAUUUCUUAUCUUCUUGUCUUUCUUUCCUUUUUUUCUUCAUCUCUUUUACUUUCAACUUCUUUACAUGUCUCAUAGUACAACGGCUGACAUUGAUCCGUCUUCUCAUCUGUCACUCUUUCCCACAUUGCCUGCCGUUAUUCCUCCAACCACUCGACUUAAUUUUUUAAAGAACUGGUGGCAACGAUCUGCUACUUCGGCUGGUCAUGCUGAAGCAAGAUUAUUACAACGUAUGGUACCACGUCUUCCAUCUUUACCGGCUUAUCAACCACUGAAAGGUCGUUCUGUUCAAGUGCCUGUUGGUGAUGCUGGUUAUGUAAACACAUUCAUUUUGACUCCACUCUUGAACAGUACUUCCAUUACAAGUCCUUUGGUUUGGGAUUACAAUACUACUUGGGACCAUACUGAUAAGAACAAUGUAGCUGCUCAUGGCAAGAAUACUCAAAAUCUCGUGAUAUGUCAUGGAUAUGGUGCUGGCCUCGGUUUCUUCUACAAAAACUUUUUUGCAUUAGGACAAGUCCCAGGAUGGAAUCUUUAUGCUAUUGAUUGGCUUGGCAUGGGACGAAGUUCAAGACCAAAAUGGACAAUCACUAAGAAAUCAAAACAGACAUGGGAUGAUAUCGUGGAAGAGGUGGAAACACAUUUUGUACAAUCAUUAGAAGAAUGGCGAAAAUCUGUUGGUCUUGAAAAGAUGACUUUGAUGGGUCAUUCUUUAGGUGGAUACUUUGCUACUUGUUAUUCUUUGAAAUAUCCUGAACGUGUUGAAAAACUAAUAUUAGUAUCACCAGCUGGUGUAUCUGAACCUCCAAAAGACCUGAUAUCUCAAGAACCUCCGGAUAAAACCCCUCAAGAACUUUUAGAAAAUGAAGCCGAAGAAUUAGGUGCAAGUAUGCAAGCUGAAGCUGCUGAAUCUGCUGGUCAACAACCUCCAACAACAACUCGACCUACACGCCGUAUUCCUUCUUGGGCUCGAUAUCUAUGGGAUCAUAAUAUCACUCCAAUGAGUAUUGUUAGAAUGAUAGGUCCUUUCGGUGCAAGUUUGGUCAAUACUUACACUUCAAGACGCUUUGCCCAUUUGACAACAGAGGAGCAACAUGAUUUGUAUGACUAUAUAUAUCAAAUUACAUCAAGUACUGGAUCAGGCGAGUAUGCUCUUGCAGCUAUAUUGUCUCCUGGUGCCUAUGCACGAAAACCACUGUUCCACCGUUUAGCUAAACUCAAAGUGCCUGCAGUAUUUAUAUAUGGAACUCAAGACUGGAUGGACUACCAGGCGGCUGAAGAAGCAAGCAAGAAGAUGCAAGUUAGUACCAAAGUUAUCAGAACACCAGGCGGUCACCAUAUGUAUAUCGAUGAUCCAGAAGCAUUUAAUAGGGUGAUGGUGGAAGAAAUGAAAAGCUAAACCGAUGAUGAUCCAUAGAGCCUUUUAGAUAUUAGAUUGAAUCCCUCGCCUUAAUUAUAUAUAUAUAUAUAUAUAUAU